Messenger RNA from Prosopis cineraria, 1809 nucleotides. RefSeq names its product serine/threonine-protein kinase BSK1-like. Gene Ontology annotation, biological process: protein phosphorylation; brassinosteroid mediated signaling pathway. The coding region runs from base 143 to 1651 and encodes 502 amino acids. NCBI's taxonomy places the organism in Eukaryota, Viridiplantae, Streptophyta, Magnoliopsida, Fabales, Fabaceae. The transcript is spliced from 9 exons. The record is from RefSeq and is a predicted model, not a curated record. Gene Ontology annotation, molecular function: ATP binding; protein kinase activity; protein binding.
CUCUCGCACUUCACAGGGUGUCCUGGUAGACCGACUGAUUUGUUAUCUUCGUCCGGCCUCGGCGCCUCCCCACAGAAUUGAUGGCGUCUAGCUUUCGCUAUUAGUUGGUGGAGUUGGGCGCACUGAGCUGAUAAUUCGAGUAAUGGGCUGUUGUGUAUCUUCGUUUUCCAAGGACUCUAUUCCCCAAAGCAGUCCUCAUUUGGAUUAUCAAAAGAACAACAUCCUCAAUCUUCCUUCCUCCUCCAACGGCGCUGAUAAUACCGCUGCUGCUGCUGACUUUCCACCGUUCUCGGAGUUCUCCCUCGCCGACCUCAAAGCUGCUACCAACAACUUCGGCCCCGAUCACAUCGUUUCCGAGAGCGGGGAGAAAGCCCCCAAUGUCGUCUACAAAGGUCAUUUUCAGAACCGUUCUAUUGCCGUCAAGAAAUUCACUAAAUUGGCCUGGCCCGACCCUAAGCAGUUCGCGGAUGAAGCUUUGGCUGUUGGAAAACUAAGACACAAGAGGCUUGCCAAUUUGAUUGGUUAUUGUUGUGAUGGGGAUGAGAGACUUCUCGUUGCAGAGUACAUGCCCAACGACACUCUCGCUAAACAUCUAUUUCAUUGGGAGAAUCAGACAAUUGAGUGGGCCAUGCGGUUAAGAGUUGCCUUGAACAUUGCUGAAGCAUUAGAUUAUUGUCAUAGAGAAGGCCAUCCGUUGUACCAUGACUUGAAUGCUUACAGGGUUCUCUUUGAUGAGAAUGGUGAUCCCCGACUUUCAUGUUUUGGUUUGAUGAAGAAUAGCAGGGAUGGGAAAAGUUAUAGCACAAAUCUUGCUUAUACACCUCCUGAGUAUCUGAGAAAUGGGAGGGUGACCCCGGAAAGUGUCAUCUUCAGCUUUGGAACUGUGCUAUUGGAUCUUCUAAGUGGAAAACAUAUCCCUCCAAGCCAUGCUCUCGAUAUGAUAAGGGGCAAGCAUAUCCUAAUCCUUAUGGAUUCGCAUUUGGAGGGAAAAUUUUCAACUGACGAAGCAACUGUGGUUUUAGAUCUAGCCUCACAAUGUUUGCAGUAUGAACCUCGGGAGCGGCCCAAGACUAGGGACCUUGUUUUCACACUCUCCCCACUACAAAAUAAACCUGAUGUUCCAUCAAAUGUAAUGCUAGGCAUUCCAAAACAAGAGGAAGCACCUCCUACUCUUCAGCAUCCUUUGUCUCCAAUGGGUGAUGCCUGUUCUCGAAGGGACCUUACAGCUAUCCAUCAGAUUCUGUUAAUGGCCCACUACAGAGAUGAUGAAGGGACUAAUGAGUUAUCUUUCCAAGAGUGGACCCAGCAAAUGAGGGAUAUGUUGGAGGCAAGAAAGCGUGGAGACUUGGCUUUUCGUGACAAGGAUUUUAAAACUGCAAUGGAGUGUUACUCCCAGUUCAUCGAGGUGGGCACAAUGGUAUCCCCUACAGUGUAUGCUCGGAGGAGUCUUUGCCAUCUGAUGUGUGAUCAACCUGAUGCUGCUCUAAGAGAUGCAAUGCAAGCGCAAUGUGUGUAUCCCGAGUGGUCCACAGCAUUUUACAUGCAGGCCGUUGCUCUUUCUAAAUUAAACAUGGACAAGGAUGCUGCUGACAUGCUCAAUGAGGCUGCUGCCCUCGAAGACAAAAGACGGGGCAAAGGCUCUUCCUCUUGAUAUGCACUUCUUCUGUUAGAGUAUCAAAAGGUGUGUGUAUACUGUAAGUUUGGAAUUUAUUUCAUUCAAAACCUGUAACAUAUUUUUCGUCAGUUCUUGUGCUACCUUUUCCCCUGUAUUUGACGAAACAUUUAAUUGAUUCUUACUCUAUACGUGUC